This is a messenger RNA of Bemisia tabaci, 1070 nucleotides long. The record is from RefSeq and is a predicted model, not a curated record. Lineage: Eukaryota; Metazoa; Arthropoda; Insecta; Hemiptera; Aleyrodidae.
GAGGAGAAUUGCUUCCACCAUUACGUCGAAGAGGUCGAGCCGAUGACGCUGUCGGGAUACUCGACAUACUGUGCGCAACAGGCGUACAGCGGGCGGAUGGAGCUACACGAGAUGAAGGAGGACUACUUCCGACGCCUCGCAACCUUUGACAUUGGUACGCCUGGUGUCAAAUACGGUGCUGACCAGGCGAACACGGACCUGUUCAAGUGCACAUCCGUUUUUGAGCUGAACGAUGUGCACACUAUACUCAAGGGCACAAGUCUGGAAGAAGUCCCAGGGCUCGUGAGGAAGUACGGGUACUUCGGGUGUUACGGCUCCAGUUUCGCAGCCCACGUGUGGAGAAUGCACUUCUAUACAGCGCCAACCUCCACAUGUACGGGUGGCCAAAGUUGUGGUGAGUAAAAGCUUAAACUUAUUUGAUGAAGAGCUUUCGUCGUUAUUCAUGGGUUUAAACUUUGUGCAGGUCCGAAAACUAUGGUAAAAGAUUAUUUUUUUCCAGUUCAGCACUUACGUAGGGUCAAGUGGGGUAAUUGUAAACAUAUUUCGACUUCUUGAGUUAGUUUCAAUCACCAAACAGAUAAAAAUUCAGAUUAAAAAAUGGUGAUUGAAGACUGAAAGUUAAUUUAAAAGCUUUAAGAUAACUUUCUGUCAAUUUUCAAACCAUUUGAAACAUUUUCCAAGUGUUUUACAAGCUGUUUACAUUUACCCCUUCAUGUUUACAAUUGCCCCGCAAUGUGUCCUUUUCAUGAAGUUUACAAUUACUCCAAACACGUAAAAAGUGGUGUAAUUGUAAAUCCCCCCUCAAAAUUCAAGGUGGAUUUCAAAACAUUCUAGAAAAAUAAGAACCCCUUAGUUUAUACCCUUACUACCUGAAAGAAACUUUUUCAGAUUUAAUAAUGGGGUUUAACAUAAGUUACUUUUUUUUGAAGUAUUCCUGAGAUAUGUUCAUUUUAGGAUUCACUUUUUCAAAGACCUUUUUUUGGAGUCACUUAUUACUUUCAGUCAAAACGUAUACUUAACAAAAAUUUUCAAUGCAAUCCAAAAGUUCUUAAGAUGAUUCAAGUGAUGAA